Molecule: messenger RNA, 1253 nt
Organism: Leptinotarsa decemlineata (Colorado potato beetle)
Lineage: Eukaryota; Metazoa; Arthropoda; Insecta; Coleoptera; Chrysomelidae
Product: lipase member H
Biological process (GO): lipid catabolic process
Molecular function (GO): serine hydrolase activity; lipase activity
Source: RefSeq, a predicted model, not a curated record
AUGCCCCAGGAUUUUGGCAUAUCGGUUGGCUCGCCCUACCAAUUAAAACAUAUAUUUGAUAGUCCUCACUACAAACGGGCAUCUGAAACUAAACUGGAAUUCAACCACACUCUUAGCUCUAAACGAGUAUGUGAAAAUGUAGGCUGUCCAUUGUCGGUCAUUAUACAGAAAGGAAGAUAUCAACUUUACCCGAUAAAUAAAAGGAUUUGUUCAGAAUUUGAUCCUUAUAGAGACACAAUAUUUGAGUUGUAUACACGGAAAAAUCCCCUAUCUCCACAAAUCUUGAUUCCACAAGAUGAAAUGUCAAUCAAAUCAUCGAACAUCAAUUUCAGUAACCCUACCGUCUUUUUUUCUCAUGGAUUUUUGGAAUCAUCCCGAUCAGACGACGCAGUUUACAUGAGAGACAAACAUCUGCUUCUGGGAGACUACAACAUCAUUUUAGUAAACAGUGAAAGAUUAUUGGCAGGCCCAUUUUAUGUGACAUCAGCAUUGAAUUGUUUGCCAAUUGGAAAGUAUUGUGCGAAAUUCGUAGAUUUUUUGGUGAGCUUGGGACUACAAUUAAAGAAUGUACAAAUAAUUGGACAGAGUCUUGGUGCUCACAUCGCUGGUAUCACUGGAAAAUAUAUAACUACCGGAAAAGUAUCCAGGGUAACAGGACUCGACCCAGCUGGACCUUACUUUUCUCUAGUUGGGGCAGAUGAAAAAAUUGGAAAGGAAGAUGGAUAUUUCGUAGAUAUUGUUCAUACAAAUGCUGGAGCGUUUGGUCUUAAAGAGAAUCUGGGCACUGUUGAUAUUUGGGUAAAUGGAGGAUCUCACCAGCCGGCUUGUGAUGUUUUGAAAAUAAUAAAAAGAGCACCUGGAAAUAUACCCGAACUAGUUUUCUGUAAUCACUAUCAAGCCUAUCGGAUGUACGUAAUGACCCUUGUUGAUCCAAAAAGUUAUCCAAUCACGGAAUGUUCUACUCACAAAGACUUUGAGAAAAGUUUUUGUGAUUCAAAUGGGAAAUCGUAUAUGGGAAUUGAUAUCAACCGAACGGUCAGCGGUAAUUACUUUGUGGAUACUGGUGUAACAGCUGCGGAAUUCUGAGUUAUAUUUUAAGAAAUUUCAAUUUCGUAUCCACCCUUCUUGAGUUCAUAUUUUAGGUUACAGGAAUUCAAUGUAUUCAAUUCUAGUCACAAAAGGACUUCAAUCUGUUACAACUUUUCGUUUGGAUUUUGGAGAAUCUUCUCGAAUAAAGAGUUCUUCAAUAAAGA